ACCUAAAGGGGUAAACGAUCACAAAUUAGGGCACAGAAAUCAUCUCAUCAUCUCUCUUCUUUCGCGGAAAUCGAAUCGUUUGGACCUCUUCACUAGUCACUCAUCACUCAUCAGCUCAAUGACGACGCCUGCAGCGAAUGCGACGACGACGACGACCCAGACCGACGACCAUCAUGCGAAGACCCUAGACCCUCCUGCCACAACAACCGAAGACGUAUCCACCGAGAAAUCACCAGCAUCCUCCACCGACAGGAAAGACGGUGAUUCCGGUGACACAAAGUUGAAAACUACAGAUCCGGCCACCGUCACGGCGGACAACAGCAGCGACGAUGGUGCUUCUGUUACCGAUACUCAGAGGAAGAUUCGCCGUGCGGAGCGUUUUGGUAUGCCGGUUCAGCUAUCUGAAGAAGAAAAACGGAAUUCUCGUGCGGAAAGGUUUGGUACUACACCUGGCACACAAGGUUCAGGAGCCACAAAGAAAGCUGAGGAGCUGAAAAGGAAGGCUAGAGCGGAGAGAUUUGGGAUCACCCAAGCACCCGAAGAAGAUGAGAAAAAGAAGGCUAGACUUUCUAGAUUUGGUUCAGCUUCAAGUGCUGAUCCACUUGAAGAACAGAAAAAGAAAGCUAGGGCACUCAGGUUCUCAGGGACACAGAAGGCAACUGUUGCUGGCAAGGCUGGUGGAGAAGCUUGAUGCCUGCCUACUUGCCUGCACUUUUUUUAUUUUUCAGUUAGAAUUGUGAAAUCUUUUGAUCCCCAAACAACCCUUUUGUUGAUUAUGGAGUUACAGUAGUAGUUCCUCUUCCUGUGGUAUUGGUAAAGCAGGUGUCCCCCCUUGUUAAUUGAUAGCAAUCUCCUCAGUCAGUGUCUUUAAAAAUUUUAUAAAAAAAAUAUACAAGGUAUUAUAGAUAUGAAAUAGUGAGUGAGGUUAGAUUUUAGGAUAAUAUGAUUUAAAAGAAGCAACAAGUACCUAAGCUGCAUUUGAAUCUCUAAUCUAUAUUCACUAGAUGUAACUAGUCUUCAAUCCAUGCCAUGCUCAAUUUCUCAAUUUUUGGGGUUUCAAAUGCUAGCAGUAGAGUCAAAGUUGAUGCUUCUUGUUUAAAAUAUAUUUUGUCUAAAUCUUGAAAAAUGGUAUUCUCUGUAGUGUUGUAGUUUAAAACGUAUAUAAAUAUUAACACAUGAUCGAUUCUCAGUGUUUUGGUACGCACGGACAUCCUCAGGUAAUGAGAAUUUCAUCAUAGUAAAAGUAAUCGAACCAACAAUCAUGGAUCUGAUGACUGGUUGGACAAUAUGCGUUAAUUACUAAUUUAUUGUUUUUCCUUUUUUGGAUUUUGAUAUUUUAAUAAUAAAAGAUAGGAAGAUCUGAUUUGGAAGAUUUAAAAGAUUUGCAGGAAAUGUUGGUUCCAUUAUGGUGAAUCCUUUUUUUUUUUGGUUAUAGUUGUAGGAGGAGAUUGCUAUUAAUUUUGUCGGGGAUGCCUGUUUUAUUAAGAAAUUUAGGGAGGGCUUGUAAUUUUUAAUCAGACAAUGGUUGUGUUUAUGUUAAUGUAUUAUUAUAUAAUGCUAUAUUGGAACCUAAGAGAGUUGUUGAAAUAGGAAACAGGGGGAUUUAAGACAAA
Lactuca sativa (garden lettuce) is the source of this 1613-nucleotide messenger RNA. It is a transcript of the gene MOS11, whose product is annotated as Protein MODIFIER OF SNC1 11. The record is from RefSeq and is a predicted model, not a curated record. Gene Ontology annotation, cellular component: nucleus. Gene Ontology annotation, biological process: poly(A)+ mRNA export from nucleus. Lineage: Eukaryota; Viridiplantae; Streptophyta; Magnoliopsida; Asterales; Asteraceae.